Molecule: messenger RNA, 2198 nt
Organism: Myotis lucifugus (little brown bat)
Lineage: Eukaryota; Metazoa; Chordata; Mammalia; Chiroptera; Vespertilionidae
Gene: SIX2
Product: SIX homeobox 2
Exons: 1
Biological process (GO): regulation of transcription by RNA polymerase II; kidney development
Cellular component (GO): nucleus; transcription regulator complex
Molecular function (GO): RNA polymerase II cis-regulatory region sequence-specific DNA binding; DNA-binding transcription factor activity, RNA polymerase II-specific
Source: RefSeq, a predicted model, not a curated record
CCGCUGCCCGACUGCGAGCACCUUCAAAAAAAGGAAAGCGUGCUCAAAGGACCAAGGCCGGUGGUGGCCUUUCCACCGCGGCACUUCCGCGAGCUCUACAAGAUCUUGGAGAGCCACCAGUUCUCGCCGCUCAACCACGCCAAGCUGCAGCAGCUGUGGCUCAAGGCGCACUACAUCGAGGCCGAGAAGCUGCGCGGCCGGCCCCUGGGUGCUGUGGGCAAGUACCGCGUGCGCCGCAAGUUUCCGCUGCCACGCUCCAUCUGGGACGGCGAGGAGACCAGCUACUGCUUCAAGGAAAAGAGUCGCAGCGUGUUGCGCGAGUGGUACGCGCACAACCCCUACCCCUCCCCGCGGGAGAAGCGGGAGCUGGCGGAGGCCACGGGUCUCACUACCACACAGGUCAGCAACUGGUUCAAGAACCGGCGACAGCGUGACCGGGCAGCCGAGGCCAAGGAAAGGUACGAGUAAGUAGAGCUCCCCUUGGGCUCCAGGGAGGGGGUCGCACGGCGUGGGCUCAACUCCCAGCAGAGGCCUACACCAGGCCCCUAGUCAAAGCCACCACGGCCCAAGUGAAUCCUGGCCUGACCCGGGUGGCGCUGAGAUCUUUAGGGAGACCCAGAGGGCAGGGAUUUGUCUAAAGCGGGCAAAGCCAUUCGGGAAGUUAUUGACUGACGCCCGGGUCGCUUGUGGACAAAAAUGGAGACGCAGUGAGCGUCCAGGCAAAAGCAAGACCGAGACCGUGAUCCUGGGUCGCCUGCAAGCGGGGCUCAGCAGGCAGAGCCUGAGAGUCCUCCAAAGGACUGAGUGGGUUUGGCCUGUUGGGGUUGCUGAUUUCGGGAGGCCUAAGCGAAUUCACUAGCACUUCUAGCACGUCUGCACUUUCCGUGGGCCUUACUCAGUUCUAGGCCCUCUAGCCUGGGAUUGGAACUUCCCUGGUAUGACCUGAAUGCGGAGGGGCCUGGGCAAGAAUUUUCCUUGUCUGGAUAUGAGUUGACAGCGAGAAUCUUUUAACCCGCAUAGAAAGGACAGAGAGGCCAAGAGCUGGUAAGUGUCAGCUCUGGGAGAGAAGAGAAACAUAUGCCCCUUUUUCCGCCUUGUUGGACCCAGCAGCCCUUCCCUGGCCUGCCAUGCCCUGGACCCCUCUCUCCUUGGGUUUUACCCACCCUGGUGGGUAGGUCUAGGUCUAGGGUGAGCUGAGAGUGGCAGAAAGGCUGAGAGUGGCUUGUCCUCAGGGAAACCAAGACUUCCUGAACUAGCCUAACACUGACCUAGGCCCUUGUGGCUGCCAGCCCUGUUGCCCCUCAGAAAUCCAAAUCUGGAGGUGGGAGAGAAACUGAUUGUGGGGGCAGAAUCCAGCCUUAGGGCAACAGCAAAACAAGAUACCUGGGGUUGGUGGCACCCGGUGUAUGUGAGCCAGAGUUUGCAUGAUUAGGGUUAGGUGGGGGUACUGAACAGUGGACCCAGAUCUCUGGAGGGGUGGGGGGGGGCGCUGCUUCAGGGGGACCCUAAUCUCUGAAACCAUGAGGUUAAGGUAUCCACAGUUGUAAGGUAUCAGCUCUGUGGGAAGUUCCCUUCCAGGAAAACAGGAAGAAAGGGCCUUGGGAAGCCCGUGGAGAAAAUCUACCCAAGAUUUCAAAUCUGGCAAAGGAAGGGCAAGGAGGUGGGGUCUCACUGCUAGGGUCCCCUUCCACCCAGACUGGCAUGCGUCCAGACUCCUGAGGAACUUGGUUCUCAGGCCAGGCCCCAGGUGAGGGCCGCAGAGUCCCUCCUUUUCCUGUAUGACCGGAAGGUUUAGGCGCCUUCGUUCUCCUGUCCCCGUUCUCCUACGAGCUGCCCUCCAAGCCCCCAGUUUCCAGUCCCCCAGAGGAAAGUUUUCACUGUGCCACCAGGGAAAGGAGAGUCCUAUAUCUGUAGGGCUUUGUCUCUAGCCCCAGCCAGGAGACCCCUCACCAGGCCUGCCAGUUUGGAGCUGGAGGGAAAGGACUCAGCUCCAGGAACCUGCCCUCAGUGAGGGAUUUCCCUCCAGCAGAGGAAAGGAAAAGGAGAGGAGGGCCUCGGAGGUCCCCAACUUUAAGCGUCUAGUAUCUAGGGCAGUGAUGGCGAACCUUUUGAGCUCGGCAUGUCAGCAUUUUGAAAAACCCUAACUUAACUCUGGUGCCGUGUCACAUAUAGAAAUUUUUUAUUUGCAACCAUAGUAA